Frieseomelitta varia is the source of this 6084-nucleotide messenger RNA. Its product is annotated as transcriptional regulator ATRX homolog. Gene Ontology annotation, molecular function: ATP-dependent chromatin remodeler activity; ATP binding; ATP hydrolysis activity. The record is from RefSeq and is a predicted model, not a curated record. The transcript has 18 exons. Lineage: Eukaryota; Metazoa; Arthropoda; Insecta; Hymenoptera; Apidae. Gene Ontology annotation, cellular component: nucleus. The coding region runs from base 59 to 5818 and encodes 1919 amino acids.
GUAUAACUCCAAAAUUAUCUAAUGUAAAAGAAAUAGUACCAAAAAUAGUUAACUUAGCAUGGUCACCACAAGAUUUAAUACAUCCCAAAGAAACAUUAAAAAGAAAUGUCCAUAUUUGACAGAGAUAUCUGAUACAAAUCACAAACGUUCUCCUAUUUAUAUAAAACAAAGGGUCGCAAAAGUGAAGAAGAUGCAAAAAACAAUGCAGUCAUUAUGUGAUAAUGAUUCAAGUUCCACUGAAAGCAUACGAUCUUUCUUUUUUAAGUCUAGGCGUAAUUCAGAUGAUACAUCAUCCGAUGAAGAUACCUUCAAUAGAUUGAGACAAAGUAAAAGUUCUACAUCAUGUACAGUUAGUACAAAAGAAAAUGAAAGUCAUCUUCAUAAACAAGAAAAACGCAAAGGACAAUUAAAAAUUGACUUGCAAAAAAAUAACAUGAGAAAUAAGAAAACUGAUUGUAAUAAUGCAAGGAAAGAAAAUGAUGACAGCAGAGAUUCGGUUUUAAGCCAUUCGGACAAUGCAACAUAUGGAAAGCUUACUAAAAAAAAGACAAAGACACGUUCAUUAUCAAAGUCAAACCAGAAAGAUUUCACCGACUUGCAUCAGGAAAAAUCUGAUUCCAAUUCUGAUAAGGAAUUCCAGAAAUCAAAGAUUUCUUAUACUAGUUUGAAUACUGAGAGAAAAGCUAAAAAGAGUCAAGUGAUAUCUAGUGACUCAAAUUUAGAGUCCACAUCACAAUUAACAAAAAAAAUUACAAUUAAUAAAGAACAAAGCUUACAGUUCAAAUCUCAUGUCCUCAAAAUUUUUAAUAAAUUUAAAACUGUCUGUUCAGAAUAUGAAUUACAAAUGGAACGUGUAAAAUGGAAAUACUUCAAGAAAGAAUUGGUGUAUCAGGAAUCAGCGUAUAAUGUUAUAAGAAAAUCAAAAAGUGUGAUUAACAAUCUUGUAAUGGAACUCAAUGCACAAGAGGAAGAAUUAAUCAAUUUCUAUGAAGAAUGGAAUAAACAUAAAAUACAAAGGACGGAUCAUGAGGAGAGUUCUUUAAGUGAAAACGAAGUAGCAAAAGAAACAGAGACUAAAGAGGGAUUAGAAAAAUCAAGAAAUAACUCAAAUGCAGAAAGUGUAGUUUCCGAAUGUGAUAAUGAUGAAAUAUUUUCAGACGAAGGAACAAGUGCUAAUAAAAACAGAACAAAUAAUGGUACAAUAACUGUUUCAGAAACAUCAAUAGACAACAGUGGAAAUAAUGAUCAAACUUCUAUUUUGGUAAACAAAGAAAGAAAUAAAACUCACAUAAAAGCUGAUGAAAAUGAAAAAACAUCUGAAAAACUUCAGAUACCAACAAAUGAAAACAAUUUGAACGAAUCCAUAGAUGAUAUAUUUGAAGAAAAUACAAAUGAAAAUAUAGAUGACAUCAAUAAUUCGAAUGAAGUCGAAGAUGAACAUAAGAAUGAGGAUAUUCUAAACAUGAAGGAAGUUGGGAAAAAUAAUGAUAAUAAAGAUAAAAACUUUUUGGGAUGUGAAAAACUGAGUACAGAACUUGAAGAUAAAAAUUCAUGUUCUGAAAAUGCAAAAUCUGAAUCAGUUCCUUUUAAAGAGGAUAUAAAAUCAACUGAAACAAAGGAAGAUGACGUUUUAGAUGAUAUUGAUGCCGAAAGACAAGCUAAAGUAGCUCUAUUGGAAUCAGACUCAGAAACACAAACAAAUGAUGAAUCAUUGGCUGAAAAGCCUACUAAAAGUUUUGGCAUAAGUGAUAAUUUCGAAGAAAAAGAUGUGUCGCAAUCAGAAGAGAAAAAAUGUGUUAAAAAAGGAAGAAAAAAUAAGACUCCAGAUAUCCCUGAAAAUAAUUCACCGAAUGAACUUGAUGAAGAAGCUUAUGCUAAACAAGUACUACUUGAAUCAAAUUCAGAUGAUUCUACGAGUCCUUGUAAUAAUAAGAAAACUGAUAGUAAGAAAACUUUUAAUAAAAAACGUGAGACAAGUGACAAUAGUGAAAAUUCAAGUUCUGAUAAUGAUAUUAUAUUGGAAACUCCAACAACAAAGAAAAAUAAAGAUAAAGAAAAAGAUCACGUAAAAAAUAAGAAUGUAUUGGACUCUAAAAGAUCAGUAUGUUUAUCCAAAAUAAACUAUACCGGGCCAGAUAAAAAAUUAAAAAUGUUUGCUAAAAUUAUUGUUGAAAGAUUACCGAAGGAUGUUCGUAAAAAGUAUGAAAAUGCGUUAGAGAAAUCUCGAGAGUAUUUGGAGAAUAAAGAGUUUAGAAGUCUAAUUGACUUGGGCAGAUUACGAAGAAAUACCAUUGAUCAUAAGAGUACCAUUGAUUCAAUACAAAAUCCCUUGCCAAAAAAAAUAAGAAAGGCUAAAGUGCAGGAAAUUGAAGAUUCUCUACUGGACCAUUUAAAAAAUGUGGAAGAUAAGGAAUUUGAAGAAAAUACAGAGGAAGAUUCUAAUACAGAAAAUAAUAGCUCAAUCACAAAUGCCGAAAUGCAAACUAAUUUUCAGUCUAAUAGAGAAUUAAUGCUAGAAGCAGAUGCAGCUACUAAGAAAUCACUUUUAUGUUCUUCUGAUUCAGAUUUUGGUAAACAAAAAGAAUCUGCUUCUGAAAACAGUAAUAGUGAUGAUGACAAAAAUAAAUCCAAAUUAAAGAAUUGUUCAAAACAAGCGACUGAAAAAAUAAAAAAAGAGAGUAAUGAUGAGGAAAAUGAUGACAACCGGAAGAAAAAUAAAUGGAGACAAGAUAAACUAUUAAAAAUGAAAUUAUCCUCUGAUUCAGAUUCUGAUGUAGCAAGAGAAAAAUGGAAUAAGAAACAAAAAGAAAUAGAAAAUCAUACUGAAACUUCAACUACCAAGAAUAAAGUUGUGAAACGUGAAAAAAGAAAGUGUAGAAAGAUUAUAGAUUCUGAUUCAGAUGUACAGCUGUUAAAUUCUGAUACAGAAUCAAGUAGUUCGGGUAAUAAAUCAGAUAGUGACUUUUCAGUGGGGAAACUAAAAAACAUACGUAAACGUAAGUCACGUAAAUCAUCUGAUACGGAUUCUUCCGUUGCAGAAAAAAGAAAGCGGAAGAGAAAACGCAUUAAAAAUAUGCCUAGCGAUAGUGACGAAAGUAUCGAUAAGGAUCAGAUCACGAAUUCUCAAGGAACACCUGGAAAAAAAGGACGAAAAAAUAUACGGAAAGUAAUGAAAGAUAAGCAAGUUACACAUGAUACCAAGCAAGCUGCAAAAGAAGAGGAAGAAAGACUUAAACGUAUUUCUGAAAGACAAAAACUGUACAAUGAGAUGUACGAAAUAAGAUUGGCCGGGGAAGAAAAAGUAGACACAUUAGUAUUAGAUUUUGAUCCUGAAACGAAAAAAGAAUUGGUGACUGUUCAUAAAGAUUUAGUAAAGAAUUUGAAACCUCACCAAGCUAAGGGAAUAAAAUUCAUGUGGGAUUCGUGUUUUGAAUCAUUGGAAAGAAUAAAGUCUUCCAGUGGAUCUGGAUGUAUACUUGCACAUUGUAUGGGAUUAGGCAAAAGUCUUCAAGUAAUUGCCUUGGUACAUACACUUUUGACAUACGAAACGGGUAUCAAAACAGUUAUGAUCGUUUGCCCUUUAAGUACGGUACUCAAUUGGGUAAACGAAUUUGCCACAUGGUUGAAGGACAUAGAUGACGAUAUCGAAAUUUACGAAAUGACGAAAUUGAAGAAGAAUAUAGAACGAAGAUUUCAAUUGGAAAGUUGGCAGAAAUCUGGGGGCGUGUUCAUUAUCGGCUAUGAAAUGUUUAGGAAUCUUAGCGGCGCAAAUAAAAAAAUGAGAAAGAAUAUGAAAGAAGCAGUUUUACAAUACUUAAUAGAUCCUGGUCCGGACGUGAUAGUUUGUGACGAGGGGCAUUUACUAAAAAACGAGGAUACUGCUCUUAGUAAAUCUAUGAAUCGUAUUAGAACACUACGGAGGAUUGUACUUACAGGAACACCGCUUCAAAAUAAUCUGAUAGAAUAUCACUGUAUGGUACAGUUUGUAAAACCAAAUCUUUUAGGAACAAAGAAAGAAUUUCUAAAUAGGUUUGCAAAUCCAAUAACUAACGGCCAGUUCGAUGAUUCUACCGAAUAUGACGUUAAAUUAAUGAAGAAACGUGCAUACGUUUUACACAAGAUGUUAAAGGGCUGUGUGCAAAGAUUCGAUUAUUCUGUGCUAACACCUUUCUUACCUCCGAAACAAGAAUACGUGAUCUUCGUCAGUUUAUCAGAAGUGCAAGUUAAUUUGUAUCAACAUUAUUUGGAUAAUUUUGCAAGACGAUUACGCAAUGCCAAUGGAUCUCUUUUCGCGGAUUUCCAGGUGUUACAAAGAAUAUGGACACAUCCUUGGGUUUUGCGAAAAAAUGCAGAGAAAAUAGAAAAGAUGAAUGAGAAAAGGUUCACCGAUGAUUCCGAAGGUUCUUUGAAAGAUUUUAUUAAUGAUGGCGAUUCAGAUACUUCUACCAACUCUAGUACAAGCAGCGUUAUUGAAGACAAUGACGACGUCCAAGCCGUCGACGAGGAACCUGAGAAAAAAGAAGAGGAAUGGUGGUUACAGUUCGUCAAACCUGAAUACUUUGAAGACAUGAGGAUUUCCUCUAAAUUGAUACUACUUUUUGGAAUUUUGAAAGAAUGCGAACAAAUUGGAGACAAAGUCCUGGUAUUUUCGCAAUCGUUGUAUUCGUUGAGUCUAAUCGAGCACUUUCUUGAAAAAAUCGAUAAUGCAACGCAGAAUGACGAAGUUUCUGAAUACAUUGACGGACAUGUUGGAAGUUGGUCAUUGGGAAUAGACUAUUUUCGAUUGGAUGGUCAAACAUCCGCUGAGAAUAGAAACUCAUGGUGUAAAAUAUUUAAUGAACCGACAAACACAAGGGCAAGAUUGUUCCUAAUUUCGACUCGAGCAGGUGGACUGGGAAUUAAUCUAACCGCAGCCAAUCGCGUUAUUAUUUUCGAUGCAAGCUGGAAUCCUUCUCACGAUGUUCAAAGUAUAUUUCGUAUAUACAGAUUUGGCCAGAAGAAACCAUGUUACGUCUAUCGGUUUCUAGCAGCUGGAACAAUGGAAGAGAAGAUUUAUAAUCGACAAGUGACGAAACUGUCACUUUCCUGUAGAGUAGUUGAUGAACAACAAAUAGAACGUCAUUAUAGCAAUCAUGAUUUGAGUGAAUUAUAUACAUUUGAACGGAACACCGGAGAGAAACCGACUCUAAAUUUACCCAAAGACAUUUUAUUAGCAGAGAUAUUUUUGAAAUAUAAAAAUUUCGUAGAGAAUCAUCACGAACAUGACUCUCUCCUGGAAAAUAAAGCAGAGGAAGAACUGAAUGAAGAAGAGAGAAAGCAAGCUUGGUUAGAAUACGAAGAGGAAAAGAAAGGAAAACCGCCAGCAAUGCCAUCAUAUUCAGCAAAUAAUAUGAUGGCGUUCCCAAAUAAUAUGAUGUUAAAUCAGUAUAAUAUGGCAUCAAUAUUUACCGCUGGCACGGAUAUCAAACAACUCCAAGAACUUCUUCGAAAAGAUUAUCCUAAUACAUCACCGGAAGCCCAAAAAAUAAUGACUGCUAGUGUAUUAACAAAAAUGUACAACUACUGGGAACAACAUUCUUUAUAUAAUAAUGCAAAUCGAAUGGUCAAUCAGAAUCCAAAUGUGAAUCCAGUACAGAUAAGGACUCAAAUACCCAAUUUGGCACGAGUAUCUUAUGUAGUACCAAAUACAAAUAAGAAUUUAGCCAAUCAAUCAAAUAAUUAUAGGACUACUGAUAUUAGAACGGAAAAUAUCGACGAUGAUGUUAUAGAGGUCACCUCAACUACAGUAAAUAACAAAAAUAAAAAUCAAGAGGAAUAAAUGAGAUAAAAGAGGUGCGAUAAACAUUACUAAAAGCUAUAUAAUAUUAUUAUUAAAUAAUAUUAAUAUUAUUUUAUAUAGUUUAAUAUUUUAUUUUAAAUUUUUAUAUUGUAUUUUGUAUUGCAUUUUAUUAUAUUAUUAUAUUUAUAUACUUAAUACUUAGCAUCAGUAUUGAUAUAAUAGAAUAACAUAUAUAGUUACAAGAAUUAAUUAAUCAUUUCUAUUUAAUGAGUUCUAUAGUUUAUCAACUAUAUAUACAUACAUAC